Lagopus muta (rock ptarmigan) is the source of this 2409-nucleotide messenger RNA. RefSeq names its product pygopus family PHD finger 2 (gene PYGO2). The record is from RefSeq and is a predicted model, not a curated record. Gene Ontology annotation, biological process: spermatid nucleus differentiation; kidney development. NCBI's taxonomy places the organism in Eukaryota, Metazoa, Chordata, Aves, Galliformes, Phasianidae.
AUGUGUAACUGUGCCUUGACCCCGCAGGUCCCACACAUAUAUGCAAUGCAGCCGGGCAGGGGGCGAGGGCUGACAGCUCCCGCGUGCCCUCCGGGUCCCGCCAAGCCCCUUCUCGGGCACCUCUCUUUCUGCCGGAGCUGGCCGGGCCCCACUGCAUGCACCUCGACCCCCCGAAGCCAAAGCGCAGCCCUGCCCCGGCCCCGCUAUAACCAAAGGAUCCGGCGGUUCGUAUUAAAGUUGGUAUUUCUUUACGCUGCGGCUGCUGUGUUGGGGCUGAGGCUGGGUGGCGGCCGUGCACCCCUUCGGGCUUCGCACGUGGUUCCUUCCGCCCCUCUCCGAGCCGCCAUCAUCGCUCCUUCCAUCCCCUGCGCCCCUUCCUGCGCUUCCUUCCUUCCUUCCUUUCCCCCCCGCUCCUGCGGGCGCUGCCCGUGGUUCCUCCCACGCCGCGCACGUGGUUCGCCCCACGCCCCGCCCCUCGCGCAGCGAUUGGUCUCGGAGCAACUUCCUGUCUCGGAGACACUUCCGGUCCCGGCGCAACUUCCGCUUCCGGCGCGCCGUGCGAAGGAGCCGCGGCGGGGCCAUGGCGCCGCGCCGGCUGUGAGGGCCAUGGCGGCCCCGCACGGAGAGAAGCUGGAGGGAGGCGUCCCGGCCCCGCCGCCCCCGCCGGGGCCCCCGCACCCCGCGGGCAGCGCCGCCGUCGGCGGGCCCGGCCGGAAGCAGGGGAAGGCAGGUCUGCAGAUGAAAAGCCCCGAGAAGAAGCGGCGGAAAUCCAACACGCAGGGCCCGGCAUACUCCCACCUGUCGGAGUUCGCCCCGCCGCCCACCCCUAUGGUGGAUCAUUUGGUGGCCUCCAACCCCUUCGAGGAUGACUUCGGGGCCCCCAAGGUGGGGGCUGCGGCCGCUCCUUUCCUGGGCAGCCCCGUACCGUUCGGCGGCUUCCGAAUGCAGGGCGGGGGAAUGGCGCCUCAGGUCCCCCCCGGGUACGGAGGGGGCCCGCAGCCCAUGCGGCGGCAGCCGCCCCCCUUCGCCCCCGGGCAGAUGGGUCCGGCUUUCGGCAUGCCCCCCCAGAACCCCGGCUACGUCCAGCCCGGGGGGAUGAGCUUCCCCGGGCAGCCUUUCAACCAGCCCCCCCUCGGACAGAACUUCAGCCCUCCCACAGGGCAGCUCAUGCAGGGGCCCGUCGGGGGCUUUGGGCCCAUGAUGUCCCCCACCAUGGGGCAGCCUCCCAGGGGGGACAUGGGCCCCGGCCCUGCCCUGAACCCCCCUGGCGGGCCAGCCAUGGCGCAGCGCUUCAGCCAGCCCAGCAACCUCUUUGGACAGUCCCCCAUGCAGCGCCCCGGCCAGAACAUCCCCCCCCUCCCCCCUAACGCCAGCCCUUUCCCCGGGGCAGACCCCGGCUUCCCCGCUGGCGGAGAGGAGGGGGGCAAAAACCUGAACCCCCCCACCAGCACCUUCCCUCCAGAGCAGCACUCGGGCUCCCCGGCUGCCGUUAACGGGGCGCAGCCCAGCUUUGCCCCCACCAGCACCGGCCGUGGGGGAGGCACUCCUGAAGCCAACAGCCUCCCACCCCCCAGCAAGGCAGCUGCCGGCUCGGGGCACCAACCCCCCCCCGGCCUGGUGUACCCGUGUGGGGCUUGCCGUAACGAGGUGAACGACGACCAGGAUGCCAUCCUGUGCGAGGCUUCCUGCCAGAAAUGGUUCCACCGGGAGUGCACGGGGAUGACGGAGAACGCCUACGGGCUGCUCACCACCGAGGCCUCCGCCGUCUGGGCCUGUGACUUCUGCCUGAAGACCAAGGAGAUCCAAUCUGUGUACGUCCGCGAGGGCAUGGGACAGCUGGUGGCUGCCAACGACGGCUGAUGCCCCACCGACCCCCACGUUGUACAGAACCCCGCGCUGUUUUAGGACCAAACCCCCUUUUGUAGCCGUCGGACCCGCGAGCGCAGGAUGGCACCUGGUGAUGCUCCCCACCGCUGUGGACUCUGGCUGUGCAGCACCGGGCUGGGGCUGUGGGGGUCUCCACGGUGGCCCAGCCUUCCCCGUGCCCCCGGGGUGGGCUCUGUGCGACGCCCAGGCCCGCUGUUCCCCCCUUCCCCCCUUUCAGAUCCGGUCUCCGCCUCCCUGAGCUCGCUGCGGUUUCGCUCCCCCCCAUCCCCCCCCCGCCCCGAUUUUAGCAGAACGGUAAUGGAAACUUUUGUAUCGUCGCUAUAAAACUCUCAAACCGCCGUUGUCCGUGUCUCCGUCCGCUGCCUUCCGCUCCCUCCGCCCCACUUCUGCCGUUGCCCGCCCCUUCGGGCCGUCGCUGCCAUUGGCUGCGCUCAUCACGUGCGCUCCCCGUCCCGAGGGCGGUGACCGGGACCGGGAGAAAGUUACGGAGCGGGACCGCGUCCGGCUGCGCCUCGGAGCGCC